AUGGCUAGCGAAGAGUCACCCCUGGACGAUGUGUUGCGGCAAAAUACAUUGUAUCAGAACCGCGUGUAUGAGUGGAUUUUGGGGUUGCAAAGAGCAAGACCUCCCGUCACUAGUGAUCCAGUUAUGGACUUGGUGGUGAUAUCUCCCAUGCAAUCGGCCAAAUUCAUUCGUCUAAUGCUUCUAUGUGGUAUAGUAUCCGGGGUCUUAAUGUCGUUUCCAUCAGUCAUCUACCUAAUACUUAAAUGGAACAAAUUUUCGCUCUAUGAAAAUAAGCUCAAGUGGUGGCUCGCUAUUAAUUCGUUUAUCCAAGGGAUACAAGUGCCACUUAGGCUGGUUUUAUAUAAUGCAUUGGUUAACUUGGAGCAGUCAGACAAUAGAGUCAUCAUCUACUGUAUAUCACUAAUUACCAGUGGAAAUGGAUGGAAGUUGAGCAAGAAGAUCACGUUGCUCAACUAUUUAUGGUUCAUGAUGGGGAUUUGCUUGCUUAAUAAGACAAAGGCUCAGAAAUCUGCUCUGCACUACCGUAUUUUUUUAAUAAUCGCAUUAAAUCUAGUAAGGAUGCUGAUCACAAUUAUCGGCUUCUACCGCACAUUCCCACCCGGCAUUGCACUGGGAUGGCGCACUCCCAAGGGAAUAUCCAAACGGGAAAUAUCCGAGAUACCGCUAGUUCCCUAUGACGAGAAGUUGGAGAUCAAAAAUGGUUCUUGUAGUAUAUGCAUUAGUGAAUUCUAUGAGGGAGAGUGGCUGCGUGUGCUGUCAUGUAAGCACGGCUUUCAUAAGGUGUGUUUGGACCCAUGGCUAUACAAGAACAACGCUUGUCCGCUAUGCAUGAAAUGUCCAACACAACCCAAAUAA
Babesia microti strain RI is the source of this 855-nucleotide messenger RNA. Its product is annotated as RING-H2 finger protein ATL73. The transcript is spliced from 3 exons. NCBI's taxonomy places the organism in Eukaryota, Apicomplexa, Aconoidasida, Piroplasmida, Babesiidae. The record is from RefSeq and is a predicted model, not a curated record. Bases 1 to 855 code for a protein of 284 amino acids.